Molecule: messenger RNA, 505 nt
Organism: Opisthocomus hoazin
Lineage: Eukaryota; Metazoa; Chordata; Aves; Opisthocomiformes; Opisthocomidae
Source: RefSeq, a predicted model, not a curated record
CAGGCGUCGCUGCCCUACCUGGCUUUUGAAGGCGCCACGAAGAGGAACAGGCCGAACGUGCAGGUGGGAGAUCUUAUUUAUGGUCAGUUCCUUGUAGCAAAUAAAGAUGUGGAACCAGAGAUGGUCUGUAUAGACAGCAAUGGAAGAUCAAGUGGAAUGGGAAUAAUUGGACAAGAUGGCUUCCUUUUUAAAGUUUCCUUAGGUCUAAUAAGAAAACUCUUGGCUCCCAAAUGUGAAAUAAUUCAGGAGUUGUCCCAAUUGUACCCGUUUGAGCUGGUGCUGGGAAUGAAUGGAAGAAUAUGGGUAAAAGCAAAAACAGUUCAACAGACUUUAAUUAUAGUAAAUAUUUUGGAAGCCUGUGAGUAUAUGACUGCGGAACAGAGAAAACAAGCACUUGCCAAAUUGUCAGGGAAUUGAUAAGAGAAAACCUCAAGGGUUUGAGAUGAAUGUAGGAUGUUUGGGUUAUUUUUGUAUUCGGAUUUAUAUUAAAAGGCAUUUUUUAAAU